Messenger RNA from Penicillium samsonianum, 1694 nucleotides. RefSeq lists its product as uncharacterized. The transcript is spliced from 6 exons. Bases 236 to 1372 code for a protein of 378 amino acids. Lineage: Eukaryota; Fungi; Ascomycota; Eurotiomycetes; Eurotiales; Aspergillaceae. The record is from RefSeq and is a predicted model, not a curated record.
CGUUGGUGUUGAUAAGUCGACUGAGAAGCGGGCUUGGUUCUUUAUCCGGCCUGAUUCCAAUAGCAACGAGCAAGACCAAGGGAGAUCAGUGAGAUACUGUCUUCUGCCGCUCGUUUCCCCCCUCGGUGCAAUUGACUUUCUCUUCCUUUAUCUGAAUGUACACCCUGGGUUGAACGGUCCUUUCAUUUAAUUUUGAUGGCAUAUUGCACAAAGAUAUCACUGCAACUCGUCAAGUAUGGAUGGGUUUAAUACAGAAGCUUUCACCCUGUUGGGCGUAGCCAUUGUCAUCAUUGGCCUACGAACGACUGCAAGAUGGAUUAUGGUUGGCCCAAAAGAGUUCCAAGCUGAUGAUUAUCUAAUGUUGGUGGCAUGUGUGGUGUAUGGGCUAGAAACCGGUGCUGCGUACAUGGUCGGCGCGUGGUUCAUGGGCCUUGCCAAUAACUCGAUGACGGAUGAACAACGAAAAAAAUUGUCGCCUGAUUCAGAAGAGUAUCAUCUGCGUGUGGGUGGCUCCAAGGUCCAGGUGGCCGGCUGGUCAUUAUACACUCUGUUAUUAUGGUUGCUGAAAACGUGCAUGGCCAUUUUCUACUCUCGAUUGACCGCAGGCUUAGUGAAUAUGCGAAUCCGAAUUCAUGUCGCCUACGUUCUGAUCGCCGCAACUUAUAUUGCUACGAUCUGUUCGAUUCUCUUCGGAUGUUAUCCAAUGGACAAAAAUUGGCAAAUAUAUCCAAACCCUGGAAAUUACUGUCAGCCUGCCGUCUCUAAGAUUGACAUCUACGUGACCGUGGUACUUAAUGUCGCGACCGACCUCUAUCUCAUUAGUAUUCCAGCACCGAUGCUUGUCAAAGCCCGCCUAAGAUGGCGGGAAAAGCUCGAGCUCCUGAUUUUGUUUAGUGGUGGUCUGUUCGUUAUGAUGGCUGGUAUUCUGCGCUGUGUUCUCAUCUUAACAGCUGGCGCAAAUGGGGCUCAACAAGCUGGCAGCUGGGCCUGCCGCGAGACUUUCGUCGCCGUCGUCAUCGGCAAUAUCCCCAUGAUAUACCCGUUGGUAAGACGAUUCACAAGGCGUGCCGGUCUAUACAUUACAUCAAGGGGUGGCUCCGAGAGCUACCCUGGCUACCAUCUAUCAGAUGCCGACACUGGUGGCGACGGGUAUUCCAGACGCAAGAAGUUCCGCCAUCCGCUAUCGAUUCCGGCAGACACUCAAUGGAAUACAAUUAGCGACGAGCAAAUGAUCUUACCUACCUCACGACAGCAACCGCCCACGUGCACCGCAGGCAACGACGACUGGGAGUCCCACAGCCAGAGUAGCCAGCGUGGAAUAAAGGUUGUGCAUGAAACAAUUGUUCACAGCACCGAGAAGUCUCGGCUAUAGUACGAAGAUUUUCAAUCUAAAAAUCUUGCGGACACUUUUUAUUUCCCUCAUUUUUGUUGACUCUGUGGGUAUUUGAGCGUUGGCAUGUCUUAUCAUUUCAUUUUUUUCUGUUGUAUAUAUUUUUAUACCCACUUUCGGCUCGGCUUUUGUCCUUUUUUGCGUUUCUUACGAAUCCAAAAUACAUCACGGAGGGCUACAUCCAGUUUCAUCCAAGAAGUUCGCAAUCCGACACAAUAAUACCUGAACCUGUUUCUAGAUCAAUGGAUUGUGAGACGGAUUGUCAUUUGAACACGAUCUAACUCAUGAACAUUUGUUACACAAA